Molecule: messenger RNA, 654 nt
Organism: Fusarium verticillioides 7600
Lineage: Eukaryota; Fungi; Ascomycota; Sordariomycetes; Hypocreales; Nectriaceae
Exons: 2
Coding region: 1-654 (217 amino acids)
Source: RefSeq, a predicted model, not a curated record
AUGGCAAUCUAUGCUUUGGCCAAGUCGCUUGUUUUAUAUAAUCUCACUGUGUUAGUAGCCACAGCUCAUGGCUCACCAAAUGAUGAGUGUGACUGCUAUCUCACUAAUGGCACCAACUCUGCAUAUUACUCACGACACAGUUUCUAUGGCUACCGAAACCUUGGGGACUAUACGGGAGUUCCCAGUCCUAUCCAAAAUGCAUCCAGAAAAGCAGGUGUAACAAGCGACUAUUUCAACAGCGAUACUUGGGAUGACAGCUGGAGCAUUCAAGACUGGAGCAACCGUGGGAAAGGCGUCAGUCUCUCAGGCGAUGCAACUGUCCUAACGAUCAACUCUCCCAUCAACAUCUGCAUUGAAAAGAAUGACGACAAAGACGUGGCCUCGGAUACGUUCCUCACUAUGCGAACCAUGCGGCUGCCCGGUUUCCAGAGCGCUGCAGAGUUCGACUCUGUGUCGACAUAUUACUACGUCUCAGUACGGAUGCUCGCUCGUGUCACCGGCAGCGCGGGUGCAUGCAUGGCUGUCUUCACGUACCUUGGGGGUGAAGAGCUAGCAGAUGUACAAGAAGCUGAUAUCGAGAUCAUGACCCGCGAUCCCAAGAACCGGGUCCAGUACACAAAUCAGCCUUCGUUCACGGAGGAUGGCGAUGGGUAA